AUGUGCCGGCUGCAGUCGUGGAGUCAAAUCCUCCUGCCAGUAUUCUUCUCCCUCUUUCUCGUCCAACUGUUUAUCAGCUUCUCAGAGAAUAGUUUUUCCCAAGUCUCCAGACACAAGAACAAGCACAGACCAAAAUCUAUGGAUGACGAGCCUGAGAAAGUGAUUCAGUGUUUUUGGUGCAGUGAAGAAAGGGCUUGCAAAAAAAUUUGUUUUCCAUAUUUCGGGUGUCAUUUCAGUUCUAUAUUUUGGUUGAACUGUCGUGUUGACAUGUUUGGAUUCCUGAUGCUUCUACUCAUUGCAGUAUUGAUUAUAGUGUUCAUUUGUCAAUGCUUCAUCUAUCAAUAUUACCUGCAGAUAACUCAAGUCUAUAUUGCUGGAAGACCACACACGAUUUACAUUCCUCGUGGGACUGCUCCUGUAUAUAAUGAAUAGAUAACUGAAAAGCUAGAUCAUCCAGAGAGAGAAGAAGGAAGUUUCUUCAAUGUGGUUAAGAAUCCGCCUGCCAAUGCAGGAGACAUGGGUUCGAGCCCUGCUCCCGGAAGAUCCCACGUGCCGCGGAGCAAUUAAGCCCAUGCACCACAGCUACUGAGCCUGCACUCUAGAGCCCACGAACCACAACUACUGAGCCCACAUGCCACAACUACUGAAGCCCGUGUGCCUAGAGCCCGUACUCCGCAACAAGAGAAGCCACCACAAUGAGGAGCCUGCGCACCGCAACGAAGAGUAGCCCCCCCGCUCACCACAACUAGAGAAAGCCCGCGCACAGCAACGAAGACCCAACACAGCCAAAAAUAAAUAAAUAUAUUAAAAAAGAAAAAUUAUCUUGUUUUAGUUUGUAAUUAUAUGGUCACUGGAGAGAUGAGUAAAUCUCUCUAUUGAGGAUACCAAUAAUUUGCCAUAUGCUGCUUGUAUUUUCCCCACUUUGGUAUUUUAACAGGUGCUGAGCUCACCUGUGAGUACAACAAAGUGGGAUGGAGGUGCGAAAAUGUCAGUAGUGACAAAAACAAUAGGUGUGUGUGCAUGUGUAUGUGUGAAUGCACGUGUGUGUAGCCAAAUGAUUUAUGCUUCAAAGAAGUGGUUAAUGGACAAUGGUAUAAAAAUUCUUUUUUACACUUCAGAAAGUUAAACAUAGUCCAGAAUAGGAAAAUCUACAGAGACAGAAAGUAAAUUAGUGGUUGCCAGAGGCUAGAGGAAGGG
This is a messenger RNA of Lagenorhynchus albirostris (white-beaked dolphin), 1197 nucleotides long. It is a transcript of the gene PTTG1IP2, whose product is annotated as PTTG1IP family member 2. Lineage: Eukaryota; Metazoa; Chordata; Mammalia; Artiodactyla; Delphinidae. The record is from RefSeq and is a predicted model, not a curated record.